Messenger RNA from Ilex paraguariensis (yerba mate), 1728 nucleotides. Lineage: Eukaryota; Viridiplantae; Streptophyta; Magnoliopsida; Aquifoliales; Aquifoliaceae. The record is from the annotation of a GenBank genome assembly.
UAUACCUCUCGCCACGUCUAAAGUUUCUUUCGCCCUCAAGUUCCUCUGUCCCCUCUGACAUUCCUCACAACCAACUCACAAUCUUCCCGUGCUAGCUCUUUUCUCGCUUGCCGGAUCUUUGAAGAGCACGAAAAUCGAAUGAAUCUUGAUUUGUUUUCUAAUUGUGUAUCUGUAAUUAGCUUUCGAUAUUCGAUUGUAGUCAGGGAAUGCGAGUCGGUGAUUUAGUUUAUUUAAAUAUAGUGUGAUGAAUAAGCAAAUGGAAAACGGUGUAGUGAAGAACGGUGUUGUGUGCUCCUCGGAAUCGGUAAAUGGAGGCGAAGAUGUUUAUAGCUGUAAAGAAUCUGAUGCUUCAUCGGCUGAUCAUCUCGUUGUGAUGGUCCAUGGAAUUCUUGGAAGCGACAUGAAUUGGAAGUUUGCGGCUGAGAAGUUUGUUAGAGAGCUACCUGAUAAAGUAUUUGUUCACUGUAGCACGCGGAAUAUGGCUAAGCUGACAUUAGAUGGUGUGGAUGUUAUGGGUGACCGAUUGGUGGAGGAGGUCCUUGAAAUGGUCAAACAAAAGCCAUGUCUACGCAAGAUUUCUUUUGUUGCACAUUCUGUGGGAGGGCUAGUGGCUAGAUAUGCCAUUGGGAGAUUGUAUGCGCCUCCUAGAAAGGAAAAUGGGGAGGAUUUGUCAGCUAAUGUCUGUGGAAAGGAAUUAAAGGGUACAAUAGGUGGGUUGGAGCCGAUAAACUUUAUUACUGUUGCCACGCCUCAUCUUGGUUCAAGGGGUAACAGGCAGGUACCAUUUCUCUUUGGGGUCCCUGCCUUUGAGAAAGCUGCUAGUCUUGUUAUUCACUUGAUAUUUAGGAGAACAGGCAGACACCUGUUCCUUAAUGAUGCUGAUGGAGGAAAGCCCCCAUUGCUCAGGCGCAUGGUGGAAGAUUAUGGUGACUGUCAUUUCAUGGCUGCAUUGCAUUCAUUCAAACGCCGGGUUGCAUAUUCAAAUGUUGGCUACGACCAUAUUGUGGGCUGGAGAACAUCAUCAAUUAGAUGUAACUGUUGCUUACCCAAGUGGGAGGACUUUGUAAAUGAAAAAUAUCCUCAUAUUGUGUAUGAAGAACACUGCAAGGCGCGUGAGGGUGAGGAGUGUGAGCACACUUUAACGGAGGAUGAUGGUUUAGAUGAGCUAGAAGGGGAACUGAUGACUGGCCUAUCCCGUGUGUCAUGGGAAAAAGUAGAUGUGAGCUUUCACAGCAGCAGGCUUAGGUUUGCAGCUCAUAGCCUUAUUCAGGUCAAAGACCCUUGCACACAUUCCGAAGGUGCGGAUGUUAUACAACACAUAAUUGACCAUUUUCUUAUUUGAGGCCUAUCAACAACCAAGAUGCACUCUGUCUCCCCAUGUAAGGCUACAUUGUGUAUGGCGCAGAAGAAUAUGCCUGCCAUUGAAAUCCCCGUACUGGAUUGUUGAUUCGUACUGCGUGACUUCCUUGCUUGCAGGCUGAAAGAUGCUCGAAGUGCGAAUGAUGGGCAACUCUGACACGAUUAAGAAGCAGCUAAAAUAUUUUUUUUUAUUCAUUAGGCAUUUCAGUGUACAUGAGCACACUUGGUUAAUCAGUUAAUUGAAGAAUGUUGCAUUAUUACCCAUUGAGUAAAGCUAUUUAGGCUCUCAAUUUACUGCCACAAUUUGCAGAUCCAAUCUACUAUUACCAUUGUAUUAACAAUUAAUCUUUAUAUCAAUGAGAACAGUGG